Knipowitschia caucasica is the source of this 729-nucleotide messenger RNA. NCBI's taxonomy places the organism in Eukaryota, Metazoa, Chordata, Actinopteri, Gobiiformes, Gobiidae. The record is from the annotation of a GenBank genome assembly.
AUGGCGGCCCCUCUGGAGGUGGUGCUGAGCAGUGACUCCGGCUCACAGCUGUGGAACUGCACCGUGUUCGACCUGCACAGCGACUCCAGCCUCCUGUCGUACCGCGGAGGGAACAGCUCUGCCCGGACCCUCACGCUUCUAAACGGGGAAUACCUCCUGUCCGCGCAGCUCGGGAAGAACUACAUCAAUGUGUGGGAGAUCCAGAGGAAGGAUCAGCUGCAGCAGAAGAUCAUUUGUCCCGGUGUAGUGACCUGUCUGACAACUUCACCGAAUGGGCUUUUCCUUGCGACAGGUGUUGCAGAGGCAAUUUACCUGUGGGAGGUUUCAACUGGGAAGCUGUUGUCCGUGUUAAGUCGGCACUACCAGGAUGUCACAUGUGUGAAGUUUACAGAUGACAGCAGUCACUUUGUCACUGGGGGUAGAGAUAACCUGGCCCUGGUGUGGAGUUUGUCUAGUGUGAUUCAGUUGGAUUCGGCUCAUGUGCCCGAGCCCCGACAUGUGCUCUCUCGUCACUCACUGCCAAUCACAGACCUGCACUGCGGACUCAUGGGACCUCAGGCCCGAGUGGCAACUGCCUCGUUAGACCAGACUGUGAAGGUCUUUAUCAAACUACAGACUAUAGAAGCGAUAGAGCACCUGUUUGUUACCCGUUUGUCCACAUCCAUCCCCUCUCUGCCCCCGCUUCCUCUGCAGUACACCUCGGUCAGUCCCCCCCUCCUACAUUUGUAA